AGCGGAAACUGAUCUAGGUCACGUCCGGUUAUGAUCAAGCUCGUGAAGUGGGUGAAAGGUUGCCUGGAAGUCUGAACCCGAACCUGCCUGAACGAUGCUUCCGAACACAGGAAAACUCGCCGGUUUGACGCUCUUCAUCACCGGGGCCAGUCGAGGGAUCGGUAAAGCCAUCGCGCUGAAAGCGGCCAGAGAUGGAGCCAACAUUGUCAUUGCUGCCAAGACAGCGGAGCCUCACCCCAAACUGCCAGGAACCAUUUAUACCGCCGCCAAGGAGGUGGAAGAGGCUGGCGGCAGGGCGCUACCAUGUGUUGUGGACAUCCGGGACGAGAAGCAGAUUGGAGAAGCUGUCCAGAAAACUCUAGAAACGUUUGGAGGCAUCGACAUCCUGGUGAACAACGCCAGUGCCAUCAACCUGACAGGCACUCUGGGCACGCCCAUGAAGAAGGUGGACCUGAUGCUGGGAAUCAACCUGCGUGGAACUUACCUGACUUCCAAACUGGUGAUCCCUCACCUCCUCAAGAGUCGCUCGCCCCACAUCCUGAAUCUGGCCCCGCCCAUCAACCUCAACCCCGUCUGGUUCAAAAACCACACAGCGUACACCAUGGCAAAGUACGGAAUGUCAAUGUGCGUCCUGGGGAUGUCUGAAGAGUUCAGAGGUCAAAUUGCGGUGAAUGCCCUCUGGCCUAAAACAGCCAUCCAGACGGCAGCCAUGGACAUGCUUGGCGGCGAAGGAGUUGGCAAACAGUGCCGGAAAGCCGACAUCAUAGCUGACGCUGCGUACGCCAUCCUGACCAGCCCCACAGACUUCACCGGCAACUUUGUGGUGGAUGAGGACCUGCUGAGGGAGCGCGGAGUCCAGGACUUUGACCAGUACGCCGUACAGCCAGGUCAUCCUCUACUGCCUGACUUUUUCCUGGACGAGACUCCGGAGGACGUGGUGGAGCAUUUAGAGAAGCACGGGGCGACGCCAGCCUUCCAGGUGCCAUCAUCUACAGCAUCAGCCCCCUCUGGUGGACCCAUUGAAACUACGUUCGACGUGAUACGCAGUGUCAUCAAUGAGGAAGUAGUCAAGUCCACUCAGGGUGUAUACCAGUUCGACCUGUCAGGAGAGCACGCUGGGGUCUGGUUUCUGGACCUGAAGAGCAGCUCCGGUCAGGUGGGCCGAGGUCAGCCCCCUGAGAAGGCUGACGUUGUUAUGACCAUGGACUCCGGCGACUUCACCAAGAUGUUCGCAGGCAAGCUGAAGCCCACCAUGGCCUUCAUGGCAGGGAAGCUGCGGAUCAAGGGAGACAUGACGCUCGCUAUCAAACUGGAGAAACUGAUGAGCCGCAUGAACAAGGCCAAGCUCUGAGGUCACACCCCGGUGCCAACCACAAGUGCCGGAGGUCAUGUGACUCCACGGUUCCCUUCACACACGGUCACUCCAAUGCGUGUUUGUCAGUUGGACGCUUAAAAUCCAAAUCACCCAAACUUGUUUUGAGAGCUCAAACCGCCGACUGAAGUAGUCCAACCCCAACCCUGGGAUUCUUCUGGUGUAUGACCUGCUUUCUCACCUGAUGUGCCACGUCUGCCCCCAGCAACCACCGACCCCCAACCCAAGCAGCGAGGAGAGGAUAUUCAGGUCUUUGUUAUUUGGGCUCAUGACACCCAACAAUGAAGUCAAUUGUUAUUGAGGCUGAUUCAGAGUUGGUCUUUAAUCUAAACUGGACCUGUCAUGUCUGUUUCGAUUGGGUUUGUUUUACCAGGGACGAUGGUUUUGGGCAAUUCUGGUUUCAACUAUGAAGAGACAGGUUGAAUCUCUCUCUUGCCUCCUCCAGCUCCGGAUUACUGAUUGAUAUGCUGCAGCCGGGUCCCUGGUUGAAACUAAUCCAACCAGAAUCUUUGAACAAACUUUGGAGGAGGGAGGUCGUGAGAAACUGGUGGUUGCCGUAUGAAUAUGCAUGAGGUCGCACAAAAGGCUCUCAAGGAAGGCACUGAAGUGACCGUGUGAAAGGGAGGCCCCUGACCCCCACUCUAGAUGCAUCAUGUGAUCAGUGUGAUGUGAUGACUUGUGAAGGAAAACUGAGUUGCCAUUAAACGUGACACACAAUGUUUAUCAACAACUGAUGGUUCAAUAAAAGUCUAAAGCAGUGAUGUCUUCAUGUACGACAACAGACA
This is a messenger RNA of Synchiropus splendidus (mandarinfish), 2157 nucleotides long. It is a transcript of the gene hsdl2, whose product is annotated as hydroxysteroid dehydrogenase like 2. The coding region runs from base 95 to 1351 and encodes 418 amino acids. The transcript is spliced from 11 exons. Gene Ontology annotation, cellular component: mitochondrion. The record is from RefSeq and is a predicted model, not a curated record. Lineage: Eukaryota; Metazoa; Chordata; Actinopteri; Syngnathiformes; Callionymidae.